AUGGACCCCUUUGCGGACACCCUGCAGCGGCUGCGGGAGGCCUUCAGCUCGGGGCGCACACGGCCAGCAGAGUUCCGGGCCGCCCAGCUGAACGGUCUGAGCCGCUUCCUGCGAGAGAACAAGCAGCUUCUGCUGGAGGCGCUGGCUCAGGACCUGCACAAGUCAGCCUUCGAGGCAGAGGUGUCUGAAAUCAGCAUCAGCCAGAACGAGAUUAACUUGGCCCUUAGGAACCUGAGGGCCUGGAUGAAGGAUGAGAAAGUGUCCAAGAACCUGGCCACUCAGCUGGACUCGGCCUUCAUCCGGAAGGAGCCCUUCGGCCUGGUGCUGAUCCUCUCCCCCUGGAACUACCCCUUGAACCUGAGCCUGGGGCCCCUGGUGGGCGCCCUCGCAGCAGGGAACUGCGUGGUCCUGAAACCCUCGGAGAUCAGCAAGAACACUGAGAAGGUCCUGGCCGAGGUGCUGCCCAGAUACCUGGACCAGAGCUGCUUUGCCGUGGUGCUGGGCGGGCCCCAGGAGACUGGGCGGCUGCUGGAGCAUAAGUUCGACUACAUCUUCUUCACGGGGAACCCUCAAGUCGGCAAGAUUGUCAUGACUGCCGCCGCCAAGCACCUGACGCCCGUCACGCUGGAGCUGGGAGGCAAGAACCCCUGCUACGUGGACGACAACUGCGACCCCGAGACUGUGGCCAACCGGGUGGCCUUCUUCCGCUGUUUCAAUGCCGGCCAGACCUGCGUGGCCCCCGACUACGUCCUGUGCAGCCCUGAGGUGCAGGCGCAGCUGGUGCCCGCCCUGCAGAGCGCCAUCACCCGUUUCUAUGGCGACGACCCCCAGAGCUCCCCGAACCUGGGCCGCAUCAUCAACGAGAAGCAUUUCCAGCGGCUCCGGGGCCUCCUGAGCUGCGGUCGCGUGGUCAUUGGCGGCCAGAGUGAUGAAAGUGAUCUCUACAUCGCCCCCACGGUGCUGGUGGACGUGCAGGAGACCGAGCCGGUGAUGCAGGAGGAGAUCUUCGGGCCCAUCCUGCCCAUCGUGAACGUGAGGAGCCUGGGCCAGGCCAUCGACUUCAUCAACCGUCGGGAGAAGCCCCUGGCCCUCUAUGUCUUCUCCAAGAGCAGCCAGGUGGUGAAGCGGGUCCUGGCCCAGACCAGCAGCGGGGGCUUCUGUGGGAACGACGGCUUCAUGCACUUGACCUUGGCCAGCCUGCCUUUCGGAGGAGUGGGUAGCAGCGGGAUGGGCAGCUACCAUGGCAGGUUCUCCUUCGACACCUUCUCCCACCACCGCGCCUGCCUGCUGCGCCCCCCGGGGCUGGAGAAGAUCUACGCCAUCCGCUACCCGCCCCACACUCCGCGCAACUUGAGGGUGCUGCUGAUGGCUAUGGGGACCCGCAGCUGCAGCUGCACCCUGCUCUGA
This is a messenger RNA of Rangifer tarandus platyrhynchus (Svalbard reindeer), 1407 nucleotides long. Lineage: Eukaryota; Metazoa; Chordata; Mammalia; Artiodactyla; Cervidae. The record is from the annotation of a GenBank genome assembly.